AUGGUCAGCCUGCUCAGCGUCGCGUGGGCCUGUGCUGCACUAUGCUCUUUCGCUGAAGCGCGGAGCGUGAUUGCUCAUUUCAUGGCACAAAACUCAUAUUCAUACUCGGUCUCGGACUGGACGAAUGAUAUCAAGACGGCUCAAUCCAUCGGUAUCGAAGGGUUCGCCGUCGAUGACUACGAAACGAGCCGCAUCGCCGACGCCUACACCGCCGCCGAAGCCCUCGGCUUCAAGCUGCUCUACUCGUUCGACAUGUCCUACCAGUGGUCGCAGGACGCCAUCGUUUCGCUCGUUGUCGCGCAUGCGUCUAGCCCGUCGACGUACCUGUGGAAAAACCAGGUUCUGGUAUCCACCUACUCCGGAGAGAACAAUUGUAAUGAUUUCUGGGCGGGCGUCAAGAGCAGCUUGCAAAGUCAGGGGAUCAGUAUUUCGCUCGCGCCAGCGUUCACGAGCUACCGUGACCCGUCUAAGGCGGAUAGCGUGUUCUCCAACUUUCCCGCUAUUGACGGGUUCUUCAACUGGUGGUCUUGGCCGGACGAUGUCGACGCGAAACUAACCACCGACACUGAUGUCGCCUACCAAUCCGCCUUAAAGGACGCAGGCCGUUCUGGCCCUUAUAUCAUGGCCGUGUCACCUUGGCAGUUCAAGAACCUCGGAGACCCCAACAACUGGGUGGAGCUGAGCGAUGACCUCUGGAACUACCGUUGGCAACAGGCUCUCCAGGUCGCCCCCGACAUUGUCGAGAUUGUCACCUGGAACGACUAUGCCGAGUCGCAUUACAUUGGGGACAUCAAUCCGAACGUGGACCUUGGUACCCUCGCACCGAACUAUGUGAACGGGUUCGUGCAUGGGGACUGGCGGAUCCCUGCACAGUAUUACAUCCAGAACUACAAGAAUAACACAGCACCGAGUAUUUCGACUGACACUGUCGUAUUCUGGUACCGUGCCCAUCCGAAGGGCGUCACCUGCAGUACUGGGACCCUCCCCCGCAACGCCGCUUUCCCUGCCGACGCGGUGUUCGCCAUGGCCAUCCUCUCAUCUCCCGCAACGAUCUCCCUUGACAUCGGCUCCAAUCACGCAGAGUUCCAAGCCGAUGCCGGAGUGACCAUGGGCUCCGUGCCCUUCCCAGCAGAGGACUCACAGAUCCCGUACAUCCAGAUAAUCAGGAACGGAAAUAAGAUCGCUGACGGGUAUGGGAGUAUGUAUGUGACGAAUGCGUGCAGUUAUUAUAACUUUAACCCGUGGGUGGGGAGCAUUAAUGCUUAG
Molecule: messenger RNA, 1266 nt
Organism: Gloeophyllum trabeum ATCC 11539
Lineage: Eukaryota; Fungi; Basidiomycota; Agaricomycetes; Gloeophyllales; Gloeophyllaceae
Product: glycoside hydrolase
Exons: 8
Coding region: 1-1266 (421 amino acids)
Molecular function (GO): glucan endo-1,3-alpha-glucosidase activity
Source: RefSeq, a predicted model, not a curated record